Epinephelus moara (kelp grouper) is the source of this 1789-nucleotide messenger RNA. RefSeq names its product glutamate receptor ionotropic, kainate 4-like. The record is from RefSeq and is a predicted model, not a curated record. NCBI's taxonomy places the organism in Eukaryota, Metazoa, Chordata, Actinopteri, Perciformes, Serranidae. The transcript has 13 exons. Bases 431 to 1789 code for a protein of 452 amino acids.
AAUGAGGUCAUGCUCUGGAUUUAAGAGGUAGGCUACUGUUUUAUUAAUGGUCCACUUCCACAUUUCCGUUUUUUUCCAAGGCUCAUUGAACACACCAUGUCAGUGUGUACCGGGUGUGCACGCGCAGUGAUGCAAGUUUAGGAAAUAAACAACUAACGUCACUGAAACAAGUCAAAGGUGGUCAGAGGUCGAGUGUGUAUACGCAGCAGCGCAGCUUUCAAAGCCCAAACUCUGUGUGUGUGUACAUAUACACACUUGUGCGAGAGCCGGGGGCACACACACUAUAUAUGUGUAUGUGAGAUGAGGAGAAGCUAAGUGGCUACCACAACCAACCAGAUCAGAAGAUGGAUUAGAACCCCACACCUCAGGAGAUCAAAGGUGGCUGUGACAGGGGCACCCCCGGGGCAGGACCCAUGAGGAGUCAUAGAAGAUGCUCACAGCCUGGGCGCUUCUGCUCUUCUUAGCCAUGUGGGUGAGAAGCACCUCUGGUGGCCCGCUCUCCUUCAGAAUAGCUGCCAUCCUUGAUGACCCUAUGGAGUGCAGCAGAGGAGAGCGUUUGGCCAUCACGCUGGCCAAAGACAGCAUCAACAGGAGCAGUAACCGUUCCACCACUGGCAAGCUGGAGGUGGACAUCUUUGAACUGCUACGAGACAGUGAAUAUGAGAUGGGGGAGACAAUGUGCCAGAUCAUGUCGAAAGGGGUGGUGGCAGUCCUCGGUCCCUCUGCCAGUCCAGCCUCCAACUCCAUCAUCAGCAAUAUCUGUGGAGAGAAGGAGGUACCCUAUGUCAAGGUUGCUCCAGAGGACAUUCUGAAGGUUCAGUUCCCCCGGUUUACCACUCUGGACCUGAGGCCAACUAACACCGACAUCAGCCUGGCUGUGGCCGGCCUUCUCACCUUCUUUAACAGCACCACCGCCUGCCUCAUCUGUGCACAGGCUGACUGCUUAUUGAACCUGGAGCAGCUCCUCAGGCAGUUCCUCAUCUCUAAGGAGACUCUGUCAGUGCGCAUGCUUGACGACAGCAACGACCCGACCCCGCUCCUGAAGGAGAUCCGAGAUGACAAGACUGCCACUAUUAUAGUCGAUGCCAAUGCCACCAUGUCACAUAUCAUUUUGGAACGGGCAUCAGAGCUGGGGAUGCUGUCAGUCUACUACACUUACAUCUUCACCUCUCUGGAAUUCUCUUUACUCCGACUGGACGACGUGGUCGACCAACGAGUCAACAUAGUCGGUUUUUCAGUCUUCAACAACACUCAUCCCUUCUUCCAGGAUUUUGUGCUAAGCCUCAACCGCUCCUGGCAAGAGAACUGUGACCAUGCACCCUUCGCUGGCACCCCACUCUCCUCGGCUCUGCUCUUUGAUGCGGUAUACGCGGUGGUGGCGGCGGUCCAGGAGUUGAACCGUAGCCAGAAUGUUGGCGCCACGCAGCUCUCCUGCAAGUCCUCCAAGAUCUGGGAGCAUGGCACCAGCCUCAUGAAUUACCUGAGGAUGGUAGAAUUGGAAGGUCUAACAGGCCACAUUGAAUUCAACAGCAAAGGUCAGAGGUCUAACUACGCCCUGCGGAUCAUGCAGAACAGCAAGGAUGGCCUAAGGCAGAUUGGCCUAUGGCACUCUGAAGAUGGACUGUCCAUGGAGAGAAAGCUUCCAUCAAUCAAUGUGACGGACACCCUCUUCAACACGACUCUUACCAUCACAACAAUAUUACGAACUGAACUGUUCAGGUCCAAAGACUCACGUCCUCGUUCUCGGUCCCGCUUCCUGGUUUGGCCUGGUCUGUUCCCUGGUCCCUGA